This is a messenger RNA of Dermacentor silvarum, 778 nucleotides long. RefSeq lists its product as uncharacterized. Bases 1 to 597 code for a protein of 198 amino acids. The transcript has 2 exons. The record is from RefSeq and is a predicted model, not a curated record. NCBI's taxonomy places the organism in Eukaryota, Metazoa, Arthropoda, Arachnida, Ixodida, Ixodidae.
AUGGCCUCAUCAGGGGCAGCGACAGCGGUCACUUUUGGCCGCGGAAACAGGCGCAACGAUGAAGAUAUCGAAUACCCGUUUAUUCUGCCUCAACUGCCCCAAGGACGAUUGGCGAUUAAUACCGUGUUUUUGCACGGUGAUGUGCGUGCGAGACCUUACAAGGUCGAAGAUUUCAGGGACGCCCUGCUGCCGACAGGUUUGCUGCCUGAGGUACUAUGCAUAGGGGCGUACCAGAUUAACCACGUCUGGGCGGUGACCCUCAAGGAUGCGACCGCCACAAAACGACUGUUGGCCCUCAAGGAACUACAAGUAAAGGGACGACGGUGCGUCAUCGUUGACCCGCAGGACCAGCAGGUGAAGCUUCGGCUUCACUGGCUGCUGUACGGCGUCGCCGACGAGGACGUCCGCACGGCGUUCGCAGCUUUCGGCAAGGUCGAGGAAGUGAGCCGGGAGAGGUGGCGUGUCCAAGGCAUGGGAGAAAAGACGUCAACCACAAGGACCGUGCUGCUGAAGCUGAAAAGUGGCGUCAAGGUGGAGGACCUCCCUCACCAGGUCCGCGUCGGCGACGAUUCGGCCACGUCGACGCUGACUGUGUGAAAUCCUACGCCGCCGUGACAGGCCCAGCUGCGAAUGACGUUGCGGCAGAGCACGUCAUGGACGUUGUGGAGGCGGAGGACGCUGCCAAAGGAGCUGGAGACCUGGUGCCGUCACCGACAAGCAAUGGUACGCCGAACGAGGGUGCAGACGGCAAGUUGGCCGAGGCUGCUGAGAAGCCGAG